AUCGAUACUAUUGUGAAUGCUGCUAAUGAAAGUUUGAUGGGAGGAGGUGGAAUUGAUCAAAUUAUUCAUGCUAGAGCUGGUGAUGAGCUCAAAUUGGAAUGUAAAACUAAAUAUUCUCCAUCUUGUCUGAAAAUGAAAGGUUCCAUUACCUAUGGAAAUGAUGAAUUGGAAUAUAGAUGUGCCACUGGAGAGGCUGUCAUUACUCAAGCACAUAAUUUGAGUGAGAAAUGUCAAUAUAUUAUUCAUACAGUUGGACCAUAUUUGGAUGAAAAUGGAAAUACUCAACCAGAACUAUUAUCAAACUGUUACAAUUCAUGUUUACAGUUAGCUAUGGAAAAUAAUCUGAAAUCUAUUGCAUUUCCUUGCAUUAGUACUGGAUAUUAUGGUUAUCCAAUCGAAGAAGCUUGUAGACUAGCUCUAAAAAUAGUCAAAAACUUUCUUCAUUCACAUCUGAAUAAGCAAUCAUCUUUGAGGCAUAUCAUUUUUGUAAUUUUCAAUGAUUUGGAGUUUGAAAUUUACAAAAUUUUAUUU
Naegleria gruberi is the source of this 531-nucleotide messenger RNA. RefSeq lists its product as uncharacterized. The annotation marks the transcript as partial. The transcript has a single exon. Lineage: Eukaryota; Heterolobosea; Eutetramitea; Acrasida; Naegleriidae. The record is from RefSeq and is a predicted model, not a curated record.